GGAUCCAUCUCUCUAAAGACUAGUCCUCUUUUUAUCUACGUAUGGUAUUGAAGAUAUUUUUGAAAUAUUGAGAAACAUUUCCUUCAGGUUGAUCUGUGUUUGAGACUACUGCUCUAACGAAAUUAGGGUAUCGACGGUCACGUGGUACAGAAGGUGGGUUACGUUGGGGUUCCCUGAUAUCGUCAGUGACUACUUAGGGAAUUUUUUUAGAUCGAUUGAUUGAUUGUUGUUAAUUGGAUGCUCCUAAUGUUUCUUGUUUGGUUUACUUCAGUAAACAACUUCGAGGAAUGUUUACACUGUAAACAAACACAUGCAUCUUUAUAGUGUUUGAUGUAGUUCUGAACAUGGAAGGUCUUUAAAGAUUCCCAUUGACGUGGAUUGCUACCUCCCUCCGACCCAUGCAAGUUUGUCUGGCAUAAGUGUGGUGAAGGAGAAUUCCUUGUUCUACAGUGAAUGCUAUAUCGUAUUUAUCAAAAAAAAACACCAUAAAACUGCCGAAAAUCAUUCCUGAUCUUUGAUUUCCACAAAUAUCUAAACUUUUCUCAACUUAUUAUCAGACAUAAUUAAGAGAUAAGUCGCUGUGUUGCUCAUUUUUUGUGUUGUCACGUCAUCAAAAUAUCAUCAUGAGGAGAAGCACGUUCAACGUCAUUGGAAUAUCAUGCACGUCACUGAACGUGUUGUUGACAAUGUUAGCAUUCGCGCCGCCAUAUUGGCUCAUCAGUGCAUAUGGUCGAAUGACUAGGCUUGGACUUUGGGCCAGUUGUAACGACGUUUUUAAUCAAGGAGAAUGUAUCUGGUCAAUGGACAGUCGGUUUGGAUACCAGGACUCUCUACCACAAUGGUUCAAGGCCACUCAGGGUCUGAUGUCUGUGGGACUCGGACUGGCUCUCUUGGCCCUCAUUGUGGCCACACUUGCGCUGUGCUGUCAAUGUCAUGGAUGUAACUAUGCCAGCGCUGUGGCAGGACUGCUACUUAUGUGCUUCCUGUGUAUCGGAGUGGCGGUGGCGUUGUUUGGAAUCAAAGCGAGCCAAGAUUUCAAUGCAGUAGUGACCUCGGAGAAUUUCGCUUUAGGGCAAGAAUACAAGUAUGCCUGGUCUUUCUGGUUAGCAGUGGGAGCAGCUGGGAUGGCACUCAUCACCUCCAUAGUGUAUGGAUGUGCUGGUCUAAACACAAAGUACUGAAUAUCAGAAUCUGCGAGAAAGCCGUACUUACCCGGAAAACUUCGGCCAAUUCGUCACAAGCAGAAUGUUUCCACUUACAGAAAUGUCUGACAGUUUUCUUUAAUAUUGGGUCAUACAAAUAACAAUAUGCUCUGUGGUCUGUCGUUAAAACAAAACAAAAAUUUAGAAAUCUAUCUUUUUAAAAUUUGUGUCAAUUUUUUUGUUUGUUAAAAUUGAACGAAAACAUAACAUAACUAUUGUUAUUAUUCAGUGCCUAUGACAAGGAUUUGUAAUUUUCUGAAAAUUAAAACAGAAACAUUCACGCUUUGUAUUCCUUAAAUAUGAACUAGACACUGAGCCGAGAUAAAAGCGGAUAUCAAAACACAAAAAAUCUCCAUAGCGACCAAACCUUCAUUGUUAUAUAUGUGUUUUAUGAAACUUUAACCUGAUCACGAAACUAUUGCUGUUUAUAUUUAGGAUGCUGUUAUAACUGCACACUGUUGGAAAAUUGAUUUAAAGAUUUCACGAGAAAAUUAUGCAUUUAUGGUCUUUAGUUUCAGAAAUGUGCCUUGUACAUUGAAUCUUGGCCUUGCUGUAUAGUUUAUUUAAUAUUUCAAAGAAAGCAAACGAAGUUUUGUCUUUCUUUCAUUUUUAUAUUAAUUUAUUUCAUAAUCAUCUGUCUCUUGUAGAAAUGUUCUUGCAUUUCUUUAAACAAAUACUGUUUUACAUAAACUCACGGUUGCACUUUUUUGUUAAUAUUAUCUUUUCGUAAUCUGCUCUUUGUAUUUCUGUUUAUGUAACUUUGUAGAGAACGUUAAAAUACUCACUGUAAAAUAUAGAUGUAGGUACACGAACCAUUAAGUCUAAAUACUCAAUAUUUGAUAUACAUGAAUUAGUAUACAAGUUUGUGUUUUUCAUCGUCAGUAUGUGAGAAGGGCGAUAACUCUGCUUGUGAAUGUCGAUUUACGAUCUAGAUAAAGGACCAUUUAAGCAGUGUAGAAGAGCUAUGUAGUGGCCGGUGUCCAUGUUUUAUAAAGUUAUUCAACUGCAUUUUUUGUAUUAAUUGAUUUGUAUAUUUCUACUUCAAGUAACUAUUAAUUUUUUUCAUUACAUAUAAAAACUUAAACUGUUUCGCUGUUAAAAAAAAUUAUUAACUCAUCGAGUUUCCUCUGUAUACAAAUUAUUUUGUGAUUCGUUUUCUUUAUUUUGUAUAUGAUAUUACGUUGUGAUUGUGGAAUGAAUGAAGUCUAUAAAUCUUUGGGCUGCCCCACACCGAAGAAUGUAUUCGUUAUAAUCGGUUAAUAUCUAUAGAAUAUCGCAUAUAAAUACACCAUUAAAUCUUUCUGUAAACCAUUAAUUGUUACACACCAUUAAAUCUUUCUGUAAACCAUUAACUGUUACACACCAUUAAAUCUUUCUGUAAACCGUUAACUGUUACACACCAUUAAAUCUUUCUGUAAACCAUUAACUGUUACACACCAUUAAAUCUUUCUGUAAACCAUUAACUGUUACACACCAUUAAAUCUUUCUGUAAACCGUUAACUGUUACACACCAUUAAAUCUGUCUGUAAACCGUUAACUGUUACACACCAUUAAAUCUUUCUGUAAACCAUUAACUGUUACACACCAUUAAAUCUUUCUGUAAACCAUUAACUGUUACACACCAUUAAAUCUUUUUUAAACCAUUAACUGUUACACACCAAUGGAUAUUUAUGAAAACUAUGAACUGUUACACACCAUUAAAUCUUUCUGUAAACAAUUAACUUUUACACACCAUUAAUCUUUCUGUAAACCAUUAACUGUUACACAUCAUCAAAUAUUUCUAUAAACCGUUAACUGUUACACAUCAACGAAUAUUCCUGUAAACCAUUAACUGUUACAAACCAUUAAUCUUUCUGUAAACCAUUAACUGUUACACACCAUCAAAUAUUUCUAUAAACCGUUAACUGUUACACAUCAAUGGAUGGUUCUGUAAACCAUUUACUGUUUCACACUAAUGAAUGUGAGAAAAUUUUAAAACAAAUCCCUAAAUAGAUAUGCAUUAAUAUACUGUGCUAACGAGAUCCUUUGACAACCUAAUCGUUAAAUUAUGGGAUGUACUGUAAAAUCCUAUAUUUCAAUUAAUUAUUUUAAUUUUGAAUUAAAAAAUGACAUUUUAUUAAGUAACAUUUUUUGGUGUAAGAAAUAAGAAAUGGUGUUUCGUUAACACAUUAUUUCAUGUAUAGAUAAUUCUCACGAAAUCCACUAGUACUUAGAUUAAUAUCAUUUUAAUUGUUAUUAAUGAUACCCUACAAAAUACAAAACUCAUGAUGUAGUUGAAUAAUUGUGUGGAAAUGCAUAUUUUAUGUAUAGAUGACCUUAAAUGAUGAGAAACUAUUUCAGUUUAACAAAAGCCAUAAGAAAUAACAGAUAUAUCAUGUUAACCAGCAUAACAUGUAUGUUUAUUAGAUAUCAUAGGUCAGCAUAAAAAUAGAAUGACCAUAUCAUUGAUGUUUUUUUUUUUCAAAAUACAAACGUAAAACAAAUCCCAUCAUUUUCAUCAUUGCUGAGCCUCCAAAAGCAAUUGGUCGUUGAAUACAUACUCCUUUUUCUUUUCUAUUUAUUUUUAAGUGACCUAGAUAUAACAUUUUCUUAAACUAGGUCAUCAAAUAUUAUUAUUCAAUAAUGUGCUUUAUACCAUGACAGUAUUAUUUGUUGAUGUACCGUAAAUUGGGAUUUUAGCGUCGUUGUAAUUUUUGAAAGUUUAACAAGAAUCAACAAAUGUAAAACUCAUUUUUUGCUUUAUCAAGAAAAAAAAAAAAAAAAAACUUCGUUAAAAAACGAAAAUUGCAAAAGGACCAACCUAAUAUCAGCAAAAAUAAUCUGACGCAUAAAAUUCCUGAUAAACGGUAAAACAUGUAGAUAGGUGUUAGGUUAAUGAGUAUUAAAUUGUUUCAUUAUAAAUAUUACCAUUUUAUAUGCAGUUGUAUAUAUUACAGUAUAAUUAAAACGAUAUAUAUGUA
Messenger RNA from Ylistrum balloti, 4162 nucleotides. RefSeq lists its product as uncharacterized. The transcript is spliced from 4 exons. Gene Ontology annotation, cellular component: membrane. The coding region runs from base 624 to 1181 and encodes 185 amino acids. The record is from RefSeq and is a predicted model, not a curated record. Lineage: Eukaryota; Metazoa; Mollusca; Bivalvia; Pectinida; Pectinidae.